CUGACGUAGAAGUGUUGCAAAUCGUGUUUGAUCUUGUCUUAACAUCACUUUCGCCAGUCCAAUUUCACUUUUUCACGCGGUAUAUACGUUUCCAGUCGCAGAAAGCAUAUACUGGGUGUCUCCACGCAGUAUAGCUCAAGCGAUAAUGAAGGAACAGGAGUUUCUCGACUCAAUUGAGAAUCUGAGCGGGAAGGUUGCUAUUGUCACCGGAGGUGCAAAAGGCAUCGGUCUUGAGACAACAGUUUACCUUGCCUCCAAGGGCGCCACAGUCUAUGUCGCGGCUCGCAAAAGCGAGGGAACACAGGCCGGCAUUGACGAAGCUCGUCAGCGUGUCAAAUCUCUCUUUAGCGACUCUUCGAAUAAUGAUGAAAAGGUUAAGUACCACGAGCUAGAUCUAAGCUCGAUGCAGGACGCAUGGCGCUCGGCUCAAAAAUUCAAGAAAAUUGAGAGGAAAUUGGAUAUCUUAAUUUGUAACGCGGGUGUUUCGAUGACAACACUACAGGCGCUUUCUCCAGAUGGCUAUGAGCAGAUGUUUGCUGUCAAUCACCUAGGCCAUUUUGCAUUUGUGACGUGUUUGUUAGAUAUCAUCAAAGACGCUGCAGAAGACACCCAAGAUGGGCGUAUCAUAUUCACAGGGUCAGAUUCCUACAAAUCAGCCAAGAAGCUAGACUAUGAGAAGCUCGUUACUGCCCAGCCCGAUGAUGGCAAAUCGCUCAAAGACCUGGGUGGAGCCUGGAUGCGAUAUACUGAGUCGAAAUUGGCGAUUGUCUACUCUACGAUUGAGUUUUCAAACCGGCUUCAAAAUUCAGACCUUCCUAAAAUCUAUCUCAACGCUUGCCACCCAGGGAAUGCCAUUGGAACAACUCUCGGAACAGGUAACCAAGCCUCUGUUAGUCCCACCUUGGAACGCGCAAUUCGUUCUUUAUUGAGCAUAACGAUCGGGAAUUCGACCAAGGACUCUGCAAAGACACAGAUUUAUCUUGCUGGUAGCAAAACCAUCAAGGAGAAAAGCAUACACGGGGAGAAUUGGCAGCCCUACUUUUCAGCUUUUGGGAAGACAUAUAAAGGGUGUGGGAGUCAGGAGUACACACCAUUAGGGAAAGACGAGGGGGAGAGAAGGAAACUAUGGAAGGUCACAGUAGAUGCUUUGAAGAAGGCGGUUGGAGACAACGAGGUGAACUCCAUCGAAACUCUCAAGAAGCUGAUCAAUGAGGGUUCGGAAUAAACGCGGUCUUGAUAAUACAUAUAUAUACCCCGAUAUCACGAAUCCCUUUGGCUCAUGUAAUGAUGAAAAAUUCAUUCUCUGGUCUAAUAGCCUGUAUUUUCUUUAGUAUAUAUAUCCCAUUGAUAUAUUAUUCAC
Messenger RNA from Talaromyces proteolyticus, 1360 nucleotides. Its product is annotated as putative short chain type dehydrogenase. The transcript has 3 exons. The record is from RefSeq and is a predicted model, not a curated record. Lineage: Eukaryota; Fungi; Ascomycota; Eurotiomycetes; Eurotiales; Trichocomaceae. Bases 146 to 1225 code for a protein of 359 amino acids.